Aricia agestis (brown argus) is the source of this 1130-nucleotide messenger RNA. RefSeq names its product nucleolar protein 58-like. The transcript has 2 exons. Lineage: Eukaryota; Metazoa; Arthropoda; Insecta; Lepidoptera; Lycaenidae. The coding region runs from base 107 to 1105 and encodes 332 amino acids. The record is from RefSeq and is a predicted model, not a curated record.
ACAAGCGCUGAAUGUGGCUAAGAGAAACAACAAUAAUAUGUUUUGGUGAAUAGCCUUGAAAUACAAACAUAUAUUUUGUUGCUGAGUUUUUUGAGAAGAGAUAAAAAUGCCUCUCUUUAGUAGUUUCAAGAAAACUUUCCGGUUGAAUUCUGUACUCAAACCGAGUAAGGAGAAUGGAAAUAUUGGGGAACCGAUCUGCGGCGCUUACAGGAUUAACAGAGAAGAAUUUAUGAGUAGCAAAGACCUAACGAAAAGAAACACAUCGCCCAUAGUACAGAUGACAUAUACACAACCUACUCUCAAGCAUUCUCACAGCACGGACAAUAUGUUAAGCAAUAGACAACUACCUAAUACGAGACAGAGUAUGCCAGAAAUAGCACACCCGGAACCAGCACCAAGGAAAAGUAAGAAUGAGAAGGAACAAAGAAAAGUAGAAAGACAUGAGGCAGAAAGAAAGUUGGAACUAGCACAGAAGAAGCGAGAAAAACUAGUUUUAAAAGAGCAACAAAUACAGAAACUGAAUAAAGAACAGGAAAAGGUACAGAAGAAGGAGGCGAAAGUACAGGAGAAGGUUCAAAAGAAAGAGGUAAAAGAGCAGGAAAAGUUAACAAAGAAAGAAGUAAAAGAGCAGGAAAAGUUAACAAAGAAAGAAGUGAAAGAGCAGGAAAAGGCACAAAAGAAAGUGGUAAAAGGACAGGAAAAGGCACGUUAUAAAGAUGUCAAAUCAGAUGUGAAGACAUCGAAAGUUAAAUCGAAGAAGAAUGCCGUACAACAACCGCAAUUAGUUAACGUUAAUGUCACUAUUGCACCAACCCGGGUUAUUCCAGAAGCUCCAAAUUAUUCUACAAAUACUCUAGAUAGUUCUAUAAGUAGAACUAGUGGACCACCACCUUACACUGAAGAACCAAACAUAACUCCAAAUGGAAAUGAUAACACAGGAAAUACGAGUUUUUCCACACCAGCCGAAGAUUUCGGCAGUUGGGAUUUAAUUUCAGAACAUAGACAACAAUUGGACAGACCUAAAGCUGCUAUAAGCGGCUCUAGACCGACACACAUGGCUUUACAUUACGACAUGAGGGAUAGAAGAGACAAUAGUGAGGUUUAAGUAAAUUAUGAUAUACUUAUAUUAA